CGGAUUUCUCUCAGCGCAAGCAUGAUCGAUUCGCGUAGCUAUGCCCAAAGCCACCGACAGACUCGAUGUCCGCGAGACUGAGGCAAAUGGGCAUGACCCCGAGGAAGCUCGCUCUCUCCUUUCUCACUCUGUCGAUGACGAUGAUCUAGUUGACCACCCCGAGCCUUCACAGUCCACGCGGCCCCCCGCUCCGAAACGACAAUCCUCUCUUGCUCUCCCUACUCUCAACAAUGGACAGCCUCGCGCACCUCGAACCCCGAACCGCGUUCGUUUCGACUUAGGUGAUGGCACAGAAGAGGAACCCGGGCGGGAUUCCACCUCGGCCGCGCCCGACCGAUCAUGGCUAAACGAGGCAGAUUACUUGGAUAGUGAAGCUCACCGCUCGAGGAGCAGCACAGGACAAGUCGCUCCGCUCCUUACGGAUAUAGAAGCUCCUAUCGUUACUCUUGCGACCUCGAACAGCGACUUUUUCCCCGAAGAAUACCUGGAGAGUGCAAGACCAAAAAGUGGCCUCAGAAACGCAUUCAUGAACAUGGCCAACAGCAUCAUAGGUGCUGGAAUUAUUGGGCAGCCGUAUGCCUUCCGUCAAGCUGGAAUGGUGAUGGGCGUUAUUCUCCUGGUCGGCCUUACCUGUGCCGUCGACUGGACUAUUCGUUUGAUAGUUGUCAAUUCAAAGCUCAGCGGAGCUGACUCUUUUCAAGCUACUGUGGAGUUCUGCUUUGGGAGGACUGGGUUGAUAGCAAUAUCCAUAGCACAAUGGGCAUUCGCGUUUGGAGGGAUGAUUGCGUUCUGUAUCAUCGUUGGCGACACAAUUCCCCAUGUCUUAGCGGCUCUUUUUCCUUCACUGAAGGAUCUUCCAUUUCUAUGGCUCCUAACAGACCGGCGUGCUGUCAUCGUGCUUUUUGUUCUUGGAAUAUCGUAUCCUUUAUCGUUAUAUCGGGAUAUCGCAAAGCUCGCAAAAGCAUCGACGUUUGCCUUAAUAAGCAUGCUUGUUAUUGUUAUUGCAGUGAUUACCCAGGGCGUGGGAGUACAGUCCGAUCUCAGGGGUGACAUCAAGGGAUCGAUCUUCGUCAAUUCGGGCUUUUUUCAAGCUGUUGGAGUCAUAUCUUUCGCUUUUGUCUGCCAUCACAACAGCCUGUUGAUAUACGGCUCCCUGAAGAAGCCUACUCUCGAUCGUUUUGCUCUCGUUACUCACUACUCGACUGGAAUCUCAAUGGUAAUGUGUUUGAUAAUGGCCUUUGCAGGUUAUCUUACGUUCGGAUCCAAAACCAAAGGCAAUGUAUUAAAUAAUUUCCCUGCCGACAAUGUUUUGGUGAAUAUUGCAAGACUCUGCUUCGGCCUUAAUAUGCUGGCCACACUUCCGCUCGAAGCAUUUGUCUGCCGAUCUGUUAUGACCACUUUCUAUUUCCCCGACGAACCCUACAACGCGGGUCGCCAUCUUAUUUUCACCACUUCACUGGUUGUUACAUCCGUUGUAAUGGCGUUAAUGACUUGCGAUCUCGGCUCCGUCCUGGAGCUCAUUGGAGCAACGAGCGCUUGCGUAUUGGCGUAUAUUCUCCCUCCGCUUUGUUACAUUAAACUCAGUUCACAAGGCUGGAAAUCGAAGAUUCCAGCGGUACUCUGCAUCAUAUUCGGCGUUUGUGUUUUAUGUAUGAGCGUUUUGCAGGCAUUGGUCAAAAUCAUAAGGCGUAAGUACUGCCGCUAACUCCCUCAAUUGCAUAUUGUGGUAGCCCCUUUCAUAUUCUCAUACAUUGGCUGAUACAUUUUCGGUGUUGAUAGACGAAGGCGGCCCGAUGACCUGUUGAAGACGAGAAACCGAUAUAUUCCUUUACAUUUUAUUUCUUCUACCUGUUUUACUAGAGAUAUAGAUGUAAUUAUCCGUUGAAUGUUAUAUCCUAUGGCGGAUACCUUACAGGGGGGGCUAUCCACAAAGCCUAAGGCGUUUUUCGCUUUUGAUUUGGAUUUCUCCUUCGUCCUGAUACCCUAUAUCCCGCCGCAGCUUGAGUCGUUGAAAUAUGGCAUACCAUAUUGUUCUUUUUCCUAUUCUUUUCCUAUUGCUCCUUCUACAGAGCGUAUCAAUCUUGCCUUGUGAUGGCUCUGCCAUUGCAAAUAAAGCCAAAUAUAUUCCUGAGGGCAGGCUAGCGCAAUCACGGUGCGUUUUGCCACCACCAUCAUCGAUCGGGAUCUACCUGUGUGUGCUUUAAGGGUUCACUGGUUACGUUCCUCAGAUUCAGACAGUCAUAUAUCCUUGCACAUAUAUUAGAAUCAAAUCCGUAA
This is a messenger RNA of Coccidioides immitis RS, 2277 nucleotides long. RefSeq names its product amino acid transporter, variant. The transcript is spliced from 5 exons. The coding region runs from base 41 to 1705 and encodes 554 amino acids. NCBI's taxonomy places the organism in Eukaryota, Fungi, Ascomycota, Eurotiomycetes, Onygenales, Onygenaceae. Gene Ontology annotation, biological process: amino acid transmembrane transport. The record is from RefSeq and is a predicted model, not a curated record. Gene Ontology annotation, molecular function: amino acid transmembrane transporter activity. Gene Ontology annotation, cellular component: endoplasmic reticulum.